Anarrhichthys ocellatus (wolf-eel) is the source of this 3117-nucleotide messenger RNA. It is a transcript of the gene tlcd1, whose product is annotated as TLC domain containing 1. Lineage: Eukaryota; Metazoa; Chordata; Actinopteri; Perciformes; Anarhichadidae. Gene Ontology annotation, biological process: plasma membrane organization; regulation of membrane lipid distribution; membrane assembly. Bases 399 to 1175 code for a protein of 258 amino acids. Gene Ontology annotation, cellular component: plasma membrane. The record is from RefSeq and is a predicted model, not a curated record. The transcript has 4 exons.
UCUGCACAGACGAGCGGGCUAAGGGCGGCAACACAUACAAUCAGAAGGCGCUGCUUGAAGACAAACAUUGUUACGUUGGAUUGACCUGUUACGAUAAUCUCCACCACGGACUCUGGGCGCUUACAACGUGAGAAGAAAAAAAGGCUGCAGCGUAAAUCGGACACUCAGCUCUUAGAAACUUAGUUAAAACUUUAUUAAAAACAGAAGAUCAUCUCUCGCAGCUGCAGUAGCGACUCCCCUGCCCUGCCCCAUCUGAUACCGUGCAAAUCUGUCCAUCACUGACACCACGAGACGUUUACAGGAGCGUGGAAAAUCGAAAAGAGGGGAAAAGACAAAGAGAGGAAGCUGUAGAGAGUAAGAGCAAGCGUACAGAGAAGGGAGGGAGAGCAGAGGACAGGAUGGACGCCCUGGUUCCUGUGCUGAAGCGUCACCCAGGCAAGUCAGUGCUGGUGUUCGCUCUGAUUUUCAAGGUGAUCCACCGGUUGCUGCAAAGGCUGCCUGUGCCCAAAGUGGUGAAGCAGGAUGACUUUAAAUCCUGGAAGUGGAAGAACCUCUCCGUCUCAAUAGUGCACUCCCUGCUGACUGGAUCAUGGGCCCUGACCUGUGUGCUGGUUUGGCCAGAGACGUUGAGCAACCUUCACUCUUACCACACCCCUCUGUCCUACCUGCUCGUCUGCGUCUCAACAGGAUACUUUGUGCAGGAUGCGGGGGAUAUUAUCCUGACAGGACAUGCAAGACAAUCAUGGGAAUUCUUACUCCAUCAUGUGCUGGUGAUCUCGUGUUUCCUGUACGCCGUCUUCACUGAGCUGUAUGUAGCCGGCGCUGUAGUCGCUCUCUUUGUGGAGGUCAACAGUGUCACCCUGCACCUGAGGCUGAUGCUGAAGCUGGCGGGCGCUCAGGCCUCCUCCUUCUACCACAUCAACAAACUCAUCAACAUCGUCACCUACUUGACGUUUCGCCUGGGCACCCAGUUCUACCUCACCUGGUACAUCGUCCACAACUACACCUGGCUGGACCAAGGUUUAUUCUUCCUCAUCUCCAUGAUGAUGAUGAAUGUCAUGAUCAUGAUUUAUUGCUACCGCCUACUACGUGCCGACUUCUUCCCCUGGAAUAAGAGACCUGUGAGGCUGAACGGGACGCAGAACAACAAUUCUAAAAAGUUUCCCUGUGAUUGACUGGGGAAGGUUUACGGACCUAUGUUGUAUUUAGAGUGAGAGUUCACACAUUAUGCAUUUUUCAAACUGACCCCAUUCCUAGUGACGACAGGUUCACUUGUUGUGUCUCACUGCCAAAGAGAUUUUUUAUUUUUUAUUUUUGUUUUGGUGGGACAAGGUCCAGUCUUGUUCGGAAAUAGAUUAAAAUAGAUUUUCAGUAUUAUAGGCCUAUUGUGUAAAGGAAUAGGUUGACAUUUUUAUCGAAACAUGCUUAGUUGUGUUCUUCACAAGAGUCGGAUGAGAAAAUUCAUAACACUUUCAUGUCUGUUUAGAAAUUAUGACGGGUCAGCCAGUGAGCUAAGCUUAGCACAAAGGCCGAAAACAUGGGGAAACAACUAGCCUGGUUCUGUCCAAAGAUUUAAAAAAAUCCUCCUGUAAAACUUGUUUUAACUUCUAUGAUUGUACGAGUCAAUAAAAAGUAUAUAGCCUACAAACUGUUAAUUGAGCUUAGAGGUGUUGGUAGAUUUUGUUGUCUUUAGAGAGAGCCAGGCUAGCUAUUUCCCUAUUUCCAGUCUUUAUGCUAAGCUAACUGGCUGCUGGCUGUAGCUGUAUAUUUGUAAUUAGGCUACAGACAUGAGAGUUGUAUGUUUUCAUGUAACUCUCAGCAACAAAGUAAAUGCAUUGCCAAUAUUUCCAUAAAUGCCAAACUAUUACUUAAACAUUCAAUUUUAGCAUCAGUACAACCUGAAGGAAUAUUUACUUCCUUGACUGAUACCACACUAAUAUCGGUACACUAAAUAUGACGCUACAGCCAGCAGAUGGUUAGCUUAGCAUAAAGACUGGAAAUUGGGAAACAAUAGCCUCAUAACAUGCAAAUGAGGACAAACAAGAUAUAAAGUGUUAAUUUGUGAGAUUCAGAGGUGAGAGACAUAAUUUAUUUGCCUUUGCACAGAGCUAUGUCACAGCAACAGACUCUCUCUAUGAUGUCAUCUGUGGCUGAAGAGAUACUGGGCGGUGACUGAACUGGUACAGGACUAACGGGUAACAAACAGGAAUGUAGGGCAAAGUAUGGUCCUCAUAUGAAACCUGUUGUAAUUAGAGAGAAGUGGGCCUGAAGCUAGAUCUUUCUAACAGUUUGAUAAUUGAGCUCAUCCGGAGGUGGGCAUCAUUAGAAACCCUUCACUAUGAGCAGGUAGCACAACGAUCAAUACUGAUAUUGAUUUUCAUCAGUUAGACUAGAUGUGGAGUGACAGAAAUGAUCCCCACAGUGUGUAACAUAUUGCCUUUAACAGAAUAGAUCCUUUUAUGAUAUUCUUCUCUUCCUCCUCUUUCCUCAAAAUGGACAUGAAGCAUUUUGUGCAUACUAUCCCAAUCUCCACACUCUCAGACUUUUAGGCGCGCCAGCAUAAACAGGACUGGAUAAAUGAGACUUGGAUUAUAAUGCACAAGUUAUGUGAGAGUUAGUAAACGGAUGUUUUGAUAUUGUCUUGCGGUUGUUAAACGUGGCCUGAAUUCAAGGUAACGGGGUGCGUAGUUGAUCUACGAAAUGGUCAGUUUGUGGGUGAAGUGCUCCUUUAAAUGCUCAUUUCCUAAUCAUGCCAUAAAUCACCAGUGCUGACAGUGUCAUUUAAAAACCUAAUAAGAAGUGCAUUUCACUUUCAAUUUCAGCCAACUGCCAAAAAAUCGAAUAGUUUAGAUAAGUUCAUACCUGUGCAACAGUGCCUUUACCUCGGUGCCUUUUCCAAAAGACCAAAGCACCGAUACUUUAUGAAUAAGAAAGAAAAUACAUAGUGCAGACUGACAUCUGUUACUCUUUGUAAAAGGUGAGCCAAGUGGAGAGAUUUUUGACACCAACGUACAGUAAAUUCUGUAACCAAAUGUAUCUUGUAUUAACAUUUUUUUAAGAGCCCCUGUAUUUUGGAUGGUUUAGUGAUACCAUGAUAAAAAAAAAACAUUUUAAAUC